CUAGUGGCACAAUGUGGGAAGACUAUGAUCCCAACGAAAUAUUCGAUUUUGAUCCCUUCUACCAUCCCGACUCCAAUCCGCCUCCGGAGACCUCGCUGAUCACAUUCGUAUGGAGUGGAGGAGAAUCCAUUCUGCUGAUUUCCCUUGCUACAAAAAUUAUCGGCGUAAAACAACUUAUUUUGGAAGUGCUUCGCAUCCCAUUCCCAGUAGACAGGCAAGAGCUCUCAUGGGGAGGGCAAUUCCUAAGGGAUGAACUGACUCUACAAGACUAUAACAUUCCUUCUGAGACUUCAAUUAUUCUCCUCGAAAAAAUUAAAGUCACGAUCUACAUGGAGGCUGGUGACAUUCAAUAUGAGUAUGUAAUCCACGAUGGUACUACCAUAGAUCAGUUGAAGGCGAAACUUCAGGCAGAACACGACGUUGUCAUCGAAAAUAAGGUACUCCGAAUGGGGAAUGCUUAUCUUCCUGAUGAUGCUCAAUUGUUUGCUGUUGGAGUUGUGGAAGGAACUACGUUAUACCUCGUUGAGCGUUUCAAUGCGUAGGUGAGAUGAUAUAUAUGCAGACUUCACCAUUUCAAUGGAACUUGGUUAACUUUGAUUUGCUGCAAAAUCUUAUGAGUUCACUAGUACUACAUUAUAUAAUUAGCUUAUAAAGCAUGAGCUAUAUUACAGUAGUUUAGACGAAAAAUAAAUUCGCGAUAGAGUAUAAUUAACUUAGCUUAAUAGUAUGGUGUUUGGAAAUUUAAAAUAAAUGUGUAUCUGUUGGAUGAUGAAUAUAUGCAAUAAAGAUCUG
Messenger RNA from Prunus avium (sweet cherry), 792 nucleotides. RefSeq names its product polyubiquitin-like. NCBI's taxonomy places the organism in Eukaryota, Viridiplantae, Streptophyta, Magnoliopsida, Rosales, Rosaceae. Gene Ontology annotation, molecular function: protein binding. The record is from RefSeq and is a predicted model, not a curated record.